CCAGCAUGCUUUUCUGCUUGCUGAUUUAUUUAAACGGGGAAGAGGGAACUAUCUGCAGUUUUUAACAUGAGUGUUACCUAACUGGUGUUGGUUAGAUGCUGUGCUGGUAAGGGUCCCUUUUACUCAAGGAAAAGAGGUUGGCUUCCCACCCCAUCUCCACCAUGGUUCAACUCUGGCCCCACUGAUCCACCACAAUGAUCUGGAUACUUCAAGUCCUGUUCUCACCGCUCCCAACACCAGCACUGAUUAGUCUUAUUGUGUUUGGAGCGGGCAUCUUCCUGUGGGUGAUAAGCAGGCCAAAACCUGUUUUGCCUCCUGUUGACUUGAACAAGCAGUCAAUAGGAAUUGAGGGAGGAGCCAGAAGAGGUGCACUCUUGACAGACAAUAACCUGCUUUCGUAUUACUUUGAAGAUGCUAAAACCUUGUAUGAAGUUUUCCAGAGAGGAUUGCAUGCUUCUGGAAAUGGCAACUGUUUAGGCUACAGAAAACCCAAACAACCUUAUCAGUGGCUGACAUAUAAACAGGUUUUGGACAGAGCUCAAUACCUGGGAUCAGGGCUUCUGCAGAAAGGAUGCAAACCAUCAUCAAACCAGUUUAUUGGCAUUUUUGCCCAGAAUAGGCCAGAGUGGAUCAUUUCAGAGUACGCCUGCUAUACUUACUCAAUGGUUGCUGUUCCACUCUAUGACACUCUGGGGAUAGACGCCAUUGUAUACAUUGUUAACAAAGCUGACAUAAGCAUAGUGAUCUGUGACACACCCGAGAAGGCACAGAUCUUGCUUGAGAACUGUGAGCAAGAAAAGACCCCAUGUCUGAAGACUAUCAUUCUCAUGGAUCUCUUUGAUAAAGAGCUCAAGGACAGAGGAGCUAAAAUGGGAGUUGAAAUUCUAGCACUGCAGGAGGUUGAGGAGCUGGGAAGAAACAACAUCAGAGAACCAGUUCCUCCUAAGCCUGAAGAUCUUUGCAUCGUGUGUUUUACCAGUGGAACCACAGGUAAUCCUAAAGGAGCCAUGCUGACACAUGAAAAUGUUGUUGCAAAUGCUGCUGCCUUCCUUAGAACCACAGAGAACACAGUUGAGCUUACAAGUUCAGAUAUCACCAUAUCCUACCUUCCCUUGGCUCACAUGUUUGAGAGAGUUGUACAGACUGUUUUGUACAGCUGUGGAGCAAAAGUAGGCUUCUUCCAAGGAGACAUCAAGUUGCUAACAGAUGACAUGAAAAUGUUGAAGCCAACCCUAUUUCCAGUUGUACCAAGACUGCUCAAUAGAGUAUAUGACAAGAUACAAAGUAGUGCCAAGAGCCCAGUGAAACGUUGCCUGUUAAACUUUGCUGUGAUUAUGAAGAUGGCUGAAAUAAAACAGGGCAUAAUUCGAAAUGACAGCAUUUGGGAUCGGCUAAUCUUCAAAAAAAUUCAGGAAACCAUGGGUGGAAAAGUGCGUAUAAUGGUAACAGGCGCGGCCCCUAUAUCUCCCUCUGUCCUGACAUUUCUUAGAGCAGCAUUGGGCUGUCAGAUCUUUGAAGCUUAUGGCCAGACUGAAUGUUCAGCUGGAUGCACUUUCUCAAUGCCUGGAGACUGGACAACAGGCCAUGUUGGAGCCCCUCUGGUUUGUAAUAUCAUAAAACUAGAUGAUGUGGAAGAAAUGAACUACUACUCUUCUAACAAUGAAGGCGAGGUCUGCAUUAAAGGACCAAAUGUGUUCAAGGGUUAUCUGAAAGACCCUGAGAAGACAGCAGAAGCAAUUGAUAAAGAUGGCUGGCUCCACACUGGAGACAUAGGGAAAUGGUUGCCAAAUGGAACACUGAAGAUCAUUGACAGGAAGAAGAAUAUAUUUAAACUUGCACAAGGAGAAUACAUUGCUCCAGAGAAGAUAGAAAAUGUCUAUGUCAGAAGUGCUCCUGUAGCCCAGGUCUUUGUGCACGGGGAAAGCCUGAGGUCUUUUCUAAUAGGUAUAGUGGUUCCUGAUCCUGAGACACUUCCAGAAUUUGCAGCAAAACUGGGAGUAAAAGGUUCCUAUGAAGAGAUCUGCAAAAAUCCAGCAGUGAAGAAAGCUAUUUUAGAAGAUAUGGUCAGACUGGGGAAAGAGGCUGGUCUUAAAUCCUUUGAACAAGUUAAAGACCUGUACAUCCACACAGAGAUGUUCUCUGUAGAAAAUGGACUCUUGACACCAACACUGAAGACAAAGCGAACAGAGCUUGUUAAACUCUUCCAGAAGCAGAUUGAUGCCCUCUAUUCAAGUACACAGGAAUAAGUGGCCAGUUUAAAUUAAACUGCAUGGAGUAUCCAAACAAAUCUGUGAUCCUACAUGACCUAUGGAGAACACAGGCAUGAGUGGAGGGGAGCAAGAAGAACUUAAUAUAUUGUUUUCUGGUAUCCUGGUAAAAAUGACUUUCAGAUGAAGAUGGCUGUAGUAUAACUUACAGCCGCCAGUGUUCACAUCUUGCCUGACUAAGCAUCAGCUGUCUAGGCAGAGCCAGAACUUUAAUCUUCCUUGGACUGUCACUGAA
Messenger RNA from Pterocles gutturalis (yellow-throated sandgrouse), 2502 nucleotides. It is a transcript of the gene ACSL5, whose product is annotated as acyl-CoA synthetase long-chain family member 5. Lineage: Eukaryota; Metazoa; Chordata; Aves; Pterocliformes; Pteroclidae. Gene Ontology annotation, molecular function: arachidonate-CoA ligase activity. Gene Ontology annotation, cellular component: endoplasmic reticulum; mitochondrion; membrane. The record is from RefSeq and is a predicted model, not a curated record. The transcript has 21 exons. Bases 195 to 2246 code for a protein of 683 amino acids. Gene Ontology annotation, biological process: long-chain fatty acid metabolic process.